This is a messenger RNA of Chaetomium globosum CBS 148.51, 1053 nucleotides long. RefSeq lists its product as uncharacterized. The transcript has 3 exons. Lineage: Eukaryota; Fungi; Ascomycota; Sordariomycetes; Sordariales; Chaetomiaceae. The record is from RefSeq and is a predicted model, not a curated record. The coding region runs from base 1 to 1053 and encodes 350 amino acids.
AUGAUGCUCGCAGCAGGCCUUUCUUUUCGUCAGCCAGCCUGUGCAAGGACAAGGAGUUUCAUCUCGUUUCUCGUCAUGAACGACGGGGGGUUCCAAGGCGCGGACCCGCCGCUCCCGUGUGCAGCGACCUGUCCAAGUCCUUGCAAGAAACGCUUUUGGACGCUGUUGCGGGUGACAUUACGCAUAUCUAAAACCCCGGGGCAAAACGAUGUUGGCUCGAGAACCCACAUUUGCUUGUCGCGCCUACAGGGCGACUUUCGUGUCGACCUCCAGCACGUCAACUCCCAGUCCACAGCCUCUCUGAAAUACUGGGCAUCAGUUAUUGACCUCUGCAAUGACUCCGUCAGGAUCUACCCGGCCGACGAGGGCGGCCGCGAUGUGUUCGCCCUUGGGAGCGUCAUCGUCAAGUCGAGCCAUCUUCACAAUCCGGGGAACGGCCAGCAUACAGAAAUCGACUACUCGUACGCUGACUCCAAUGAAUUGCGGGCUAUUGAUAUUGCCAAGAGCACCCUAAAAGACGUUAGAGUGCCAGAGAUCUUCUUUUCUGGCAAGAUCAAUGGUCGCCAGGUGCUCGUCCAGGAAAGACUCCCCGGCGUUAGUUUGACCGUCGCAUGGCCGUACCUAUCGCAAGAACAAAAGGAAGCAUUCAAGCAGCAGGCACGAAAGAUACUUCGACAAUUACACGCAGUAAAGCCCACCGAUGGGCGCCGGGCUCGCUCCCACAUCGUCCAAGAUCCGAAAAUCCUCAGCAAUGGCCGUAUCCUUCCCCUGGAAGGAAAUAUCCUCUUCUCAAACACCGACAACGACCCGGACAUGAGUUUCAUGCACAACGACUUUACCAAGUCUAACUGCAUAGUUGCCAAUGAUAGGAUUGUUGGGCUUAUUGAUUGGGGGAUGGCGGGCUUCUUUGGCUGGAAGGCGGCUGGCGAAGUCCACCGUAGGAUCAGAACACCGCAAAGAGAACAUUUUGCUAAUGCCAACUUGAGUGAGGCGAGGCUUCAGGAAAUUAUGUUUUGGAAUGAUUUUUAUGACGCUGGUACGCCUGAGUUUUGA